Oreochromis aureus is the source of this 960-nucleotide messenger RNA. RefSeq names its product nuclear prelamin A recognition factor-like. Bases 138 to 461 code for a protein of 107 amino acids. The transcript has 2 exons. NCBI's taxonomy places the organism in Eukaryota, Metazoa, Chordata, Actinopteri, Cichliformes, Cichlidae. The record is from RefSeq and is a predicted model, not a curated record.
UCGGUGUAUCAUCCCUUUGCUGGUGACUUUACAGGAAUCGUGACUUCCAGGAAGUGACACUAGAACGGGAUGGUGAAACACUUCUGCAGUUUGCUGCUGUCUAUGGUUUCAGGAACAUCCAGACUCUGGUUCACCGUAUGAGAAAGGGACGUGUGCCUUAUCAACUGGUGGAGGUGCUGUCCUGCCCCGGAGGGUGCUUGAGCGGCCGCGGUCAGGCUGAGAGUGAGGGAGGUGCUGGCCGGCUGGACAAAGCCUUGGUUAACCAGAUGGAGGAGAUCUACAGCAGCCUUCCAGUCCGGCUCCCAGAAUUCAACCCUGCCCUGCACACCCUCUAUCAGGAGUGGCUAGAGGGUCAGGACUCGUCACAGGCCAGAAAGCUGCUGCACACAGAGUACAGAGUCACGGCCACGCACAGCCCCCACACAUGCAGUGGUGAGAAGAAAGGGAACGUCUUCCUUUAAAGACAUGAAUGGACAGCUAUUCGAUUGUGCUUCUGCCUGGACCAUCACAUAUUCUAAAAACCUGUGGACCACGCAGAAUGACGGACCAGUCUCAAUAGAUCAUUCUUCCAUUUAACCACAAGGGGGGGCUGCCUCUUCUGUGCUGAGCCUGAUGAGAUGUGAGGGGCAGAAAAACAAACACAUAGAAAUGAUACAGAGUGAAUCAGUGAAUGCAGUGAGGUGUUCUUAAACUGGCAAAAAAACGGCACGAGGUACAAGAUCACCUGCUGUGCCAGCUGUUCUAAUAAGUGACAUCUGUAGCAAGUGUGAACCGUCAGUCUGUCGAGUCACAGAGCAAUAACCCCUUGAGAAAACAGAAGCUUUUAUCACAACUGGAACUCAUGAACCGAACCUGUGGAUGCUGAAUGUAUAUUUGAUGAGUUUGAAUCUUAGCUGUCCAGUAUGAAUCAUGCAGUUUUCCAUGCUAAAGUCAUCUCCACUGUUCCUAGCUGAAAGACUG